UGACCUCUGCAGCGACAACCCCGCCGCCAAAGGCCCAAAUCCCCCCAGAUCUGCUAGUGCUACCAACCAUCCCCCGCCCUUCGCCAUUGCCAGCGACAACCGCACCCUCCCCGCCUAGUCCACUUAAGCCCGCGGAUCCGGCGCGCCCAUCCGCCUCCCCGUCCCAUUCCCGACCACGGCGCCUGAUCCGCCGGCAUCACGAGCUAGCAGCCGCCGUCUUCUUGAGCUCUGCCUCGCCCGGUCGAGGGCGUGGCCCGGCUAGGCUUGGUUGGUUGGGGACGUGGAGCAGCUCUUUCAUCAAUGCCGAUCGAAUGUAGGAUGAACCAAGGCGGCCCCGAAAGAACCAUGUCGUUGCUGCUCCUCCUUGUCUGCGGCCAUGAAAGCUGACGAUGUCAAUUGCGGCGACGCAGAUGUCCUCCGUGCCAACCAUGGCCACGGGAACCCUGGUGCCCAGUGGGGACCCAUCACUUUCCUCUGGCCCAGAGCCUUGUGCCCAGCCCUCGGCUUCCUGGCUGGACAUGGCCGGCGCAGGGAAUGUAGGAAUUGAGGUGCAGAAUUCCGCUGUUUGGACGUUCAUGUAAUUCAUGGCUGGAAUACCAAACAAUUUUCCGCACAUGCACCUGCGCCUUCCCUUCCCACAAUUCCGAGCUCCCGCGGUCCGUACUGGGCUGAAUUCGCGGCGCACCCCUCACACGCCCGCAUACCCCUUCUGUCCUCCGGGAAAAAAGAAGAUAGAGCAGAUGCUCCAGGAGACGCAAUGCGGGGCACUUGACGGCGCCGCAGGAACAAUGCAUGUUGGAAAUCCAGGUUAUCUUUAGAUUGGCUCUGAAGAUUGGUCAAAGCCUGCUUGACUUCAAACAUGGCAUAUGGCUCUCACAUAUGUCUAUAAUGGAUUAAGUUAGUCCAAUAAGUUGACAUCUAAAAUGAAAAAGAUUUGAACUUAUCGGAACUUGCAGUCUAUAAGGUUCUCUAUCCUCUAGUCCUGCGAAGCUAAUUGCGAGCGGCACGACGGAUAAGAGCCAGGGGAUUGAGGGUAGAUCCAAUCUUCUAAACCUUUCUUUGGUUUCAGAGCGACUUCUUGUUGAUUGAUGAGCAAAAAUCGAUUUUGGAAAGUUGUCGAUUCAGAUAAUUUGAUGUCAUAAAGAAAUGUAAACUGAAAAAUGCAUUUUUAACUUUGUCGAUUCAGAUAAUUUGAUGUCAUAUUUGCAAUGUUCAUCGAUAUGCCAUCAUGUAAAAGUUUUGGACGUAACUAACAUUCUCCAUUUCGAUUCUCUUGCUUCUCUUCUUCUUCUUACCUGUAGUGGCAAUAUUAUGUGCGUGGCGUAAUCCAGGCCACAAAAACGAGAAAAGAGGGCCGGGAUUGGCCCAACUCCAAUCGGUGGGAAUCAUCCCCAACCACCACACUGACCCAGGGAUCCCCGUCCCCCGGCCGCCGCCGCCGGCGACAGGCUCCGGUGGCGCUCUCCCUGGCGGCCGCGCACCUGCUUCUCCUCUCCUCCCGCUGCACAGUACCCUCUUCACACCUCCCGCUGCUUCCGCGCCCCUCGCGUCCUGCGCCUGACCGCCUCCGCCGCUUGCCCUCCGCCUCCAGUCGCCGGGUCAUCAGGACCUGAGUGGCUGAAUCAGAGCUUUCCAGGCUGCUCCUGGUCGCCAACUGCUUCGUACGGAUGCCCGCCGCCAACCCCCGAGCUCCGGCGGGGGCAGGAGACGGCCUCAUCGUGGAGGCCGUCUCAUCGUGACGGAUUUGAUGGUUGGACGGCGUCGGUGAUCCAGGCUAGCUGCCCCCUGCUGUCGCGCGUCCACGGAGAACCGCGAGCUGCUGCAGGCAAGGUCCCUGAGAGAUCCGUGGACGAAAGUUGUGCUUCUUACCCCGGAGAGCCAUUGCUUGUUGCCCAGCAAAAGGAGUAUAUACAGUAUAUGCAACCGGAGCUGGAUUCAAACAACGAGCAACAAAUAGCAGCACGGUAAAUUAUAUACUGGAGUAUUAUCUGAUCAACUACUGUAUGUUUUAUCUAAAGUAACGAUGGCACAAGGGAGAGGCUGUGAGUUCUUUAUUCAGAAAACGUGUCUGCCACUGAUCGAGACCUGAGGUAAUAAUACGUAAGUGGGACGGAUUAAACAUGAUGCGCGAACACUUUAUCUUUGACUCUGGUGGAAUGGGUCAAUCAGCGCUCAGCACGCACACCCAAAUCAAACAUCGUAAACAAAAGAGAGGUGUAUGCAUAUUAGUAAUGCUAAAGAAUAAUCCAAUUUAAGUUAGGUCAGGUCGUCUCAAGUAAUUAAGAUUAUUAAGCAAGUUGCACAAAGUAAUGCCUACUUUUCGUUUCGGAAAUUCCCUGAGCAAAGUAGUGCAGAGGAUCACGUACGUUCACGAGGUAGGUGGGAGUUGGUGAUGGAAUUGAUAGCAGUGGUUGAUUCAUAAUUGCAGUAGUGGGGCUUGCCUGCUCUGCAUCCAUGCAGCUCUCAUCGUCAUCUGUCCGGAUAGCAAUGGUUAAUUCAUAAUUGCAGUAACUGUUACUGACGUGCAUUGCUGUGACGCACUUUUGAUUUCUGAUGCCUCGAUGAUUUGUUGUUUCUCACUGAAAUUGUACAUGCUGUUAUGCAAGUUAAUUUUCACUAGUACACUCGAAGCAGCUAGUGCAUAGCAUGCAUAUGCAUCUGGUUUUGGUCUAGUUUUAUUGCAUUUGAGUUGAACUACCAAUACUUGUAGUGCAAAACAUUUGCAGUGGACUUGUACUAGUAGAAAAAUCCUGGUUCAAGAUUUUUGCUCUAGAAUUGAGCUGGUCAAAUUGAUAGCCACGGUGGAGUAAAAAAGUGGGCCAACAGUGUCCGACAUGGCCUGUACCUCGGUGACCGUGAGAGAUGGAGGACAAUAAUUGAUAGCAGUUGUUGAUUCAUAAUUGCAGUAGUGGGGCUUGCCUGCUCUCGCACAUGGCCUCAAGUGCAGAGCUCCCAUCGUCAUCUGUCCGACGUCACCAACGACAGCUUGCACCAGAUUCCUUUGCUUACAGUCUUUUCUUUUAGGCUCUUUGCUUACAGUCUGGCAGCGAACAUACCACUGGGCACUGGCUAGCUACAUGUUGAGGUGGUGACCAUGAGAUGGAUGGAGGACAAUAAUUGAUAGCUCCACCACCACGCGAGGCAGUAGUCGCACUAGUAUUAGAUAGCACCCGCGAGGGCUAGGCAGCGCUCCUUCUCAGCAGCCAGAUCCAUUUGAUUAAACUCUCGCAGCGAACAAACCACUAGGUACUUGGUGAGAGUGAGGUUAGUCUGGAGCGAGAUGGCAGAAAUCGUGAGCGCGACCAGCGGGGUGAUGAAUCCGCUCCUGGGCAAGCUCACCGUGCUGCUCGGGGAGGAAUACAAGAAGCUCACCGGGGUGAGGAAGCAGGCCUCGUUCCUCAAGGAUGAGCUCAACGCCAUGAAAGCUCUCCUCGACAAGCUGGAGCUCAUGGACGAACCCGAUCCCUUGGCCAAGGACUGGAGGGACCAUGUCAGGGAGAUGUCCUAUGACAUGGAGAACUGCAUCGAUGACUUCAUGCAUGACCUUGGUGGUGGCGGUGCCGCUGAUGCCAAGGCGGGCUUCGUAAAGAAGAUGGCGAAGCGUCUCCGGAGGCUGGUCAAGCGUCAUAAGAUCGCUGAUCGGAUCGAGGAGCUCAAGGUUCUUGCACACGAGGCGAAUGAACGACGCCUGAGGUACAAGAUUGAUGAUUGUAUCAAUUCUGCCUCCGGUGUCGUUCCUGUCGAUCCUCGGGUCUCGGCGAUAUACAAGGAGGCGGCAGGUCUUGUGGGUAUUGAUGGCCCAAGGAAAGAUAUUGUCGACUGGUUGACUGCUAGCGUGAGAAAGCUUAACGUGGUGUCCAUCGUGGGAUUCGGAGGCCUAGGUAAAACUACACUUGCCAAGCAAGUGUACGAUGAGAUCAGAGGCAAGUUUGAAUGCAUGGCAUUUGUCUCAGUUUCUCAAAGGCCUGACAUGACAAGCCUUCUCAGUGGCCUACAGUUGAAGCUUGGGGUGUACCAGUCCCGUCGCGCUCACGAGGUGACAGAUAUCAUCGACCGGCUUAGAGAACAUCUCAAGAAUAAAAGGUACCUUAUUGUAGUUGACGACUUGUGGGAUCAAUCUGCAUGGGAUACUAUUAGAUGCGUCUUUCCAGAAGGUGAUAAUGGGGGAACAGUAAUAGUUACCACGCGAUUGGAUGAUGUGGCUUGUGGGGCAUGCCAUGAUCAUCAUGGAUACAUUUAUAGAAUGAAGCCACUUGCCAACGAAGACUCGAAGAGGUUAUUCUUCAGUAGAGUAUUCAGGUCUGAAGAUGGCUGUCCACCUCAAUUUGAAGAAGUUUCAGCUCAGAUUUUGAAAAAGUGUGGUGGAUUGCCACUUGCAAUUAUCACUAUAGCAAGCCUAUUAGCCAGUCGCCAAGCAAGAUCAAGGAGGGACUGGGAAAGCAUAAAGGAUUCUCUGGGAACCAAUUUUGCUGCAUAUCCCACCUUGGAAGGGAUGAAAAAUAUAUUAAACCUUAGCUACAUUAAUCUUCCUCUUCGUCUCCGGGCAUGUUUUCUGUAUCUCGGUAUGUAUCCUGAGGACCGCGAGAUCAUGAGGGAUGAUCUGACUGGACAAUGGGUAGCCGAAGGCUUUGUCAGUGGUCCUGAUGGGGCAGAUUUGGAGGAAGUUGCCAAAAGUUAUUUCAAUGAGCUUAUCAACAGAAGCAUGAUUCAGCCCGGUGAACAAACCAUGUACGGAGAGGUGUGUUCUUGCAGAGUGCACGAUUUGAUGCUUGAUUUGAUUUUAAGCAAGUGUACCGAGAACAACUUUCUUAGUGCAGCACGCAGCUAUGAAGAAAUGGAAAGAAUGCAUGGGCGCAACUACAAGGUGCGCCGAUUAUCCCUGAGCUUGAGCUCAGGUGCCUCCACAGAACCAGGGUCGACCAUACCUGCUACUAGUCUGUCACAAGUUCGAUCAUUUGCAUGGUUCGGAUAUUCCAAGUACACGCCUCCUCUUUGUCUGUUUAAGUAUCUCCGGGUGCUGGUCUUUGAGUUCCUAGGAUAUUUGGACAUGACAAUCGACCUCAGUGCUAUCGGGCACUUGUUUCUGCUGAGGUAUUUGAAGGUUUCCCAGGAGAUAUCCGGCAGUAUAGAUCUCCCUGUUGAAGUUAAAGGGCUUGUUCAUCUGGAGACUCUGGAGAUAUCCCGCACGUCAGCACGAAGCUUUCCGUCAGAUGUGGUUUGCUUGCCCAAUUUGUUCCGUCUGAACCUUCCGUAUAAUACUGGGCUGCCUCAAGGGAUCCGGAACAUGAAAUCCAUCCGCACCCUGCAUUGUUUUGGCAUGGAAAAGAGCUCGGUGGAGGAUAUCAAGGGACUGGGCGAGCUGACCAGUCUAAGGGAGUUGGAGCUGUCCACGUGGGACGGAGACUGUUUAACGGAGGAUGGCGUCGAUGCUUUGGUCUCCUCGGUUGGAAAGCUCCGUGGCCUCAAGCGCCUCGAUCUCAGUUGCCAGCGUGAAGGCUAUGACGACCAGCUGGAGUCAUUACCGGAUCAUCCUCUUCCCCGCAUCGAGGUACUGAAUCUGAGAUUCUGGCAGUUCUUAAGAGUUCCCCAAUGGAUUGGUGGUCUCCGCUGCCUCCAGGUCCUCUAUCUUUGGAUCGCUCAAUUCUCGUCGGAGGACGUUCGUGUUCCUGGAAUGCUGCCCUCGCUCGUCGAUGCCAGCUUCAAAGUGGUGGAUAUCCCUCAGGACAAGGUGGUGGUGGGCACGGGACUAUUCCCGGCUCUGGAGCGCGUAGAGUUCCGCUCUUUUGAAGAUGUCACAGCAUACCUAGGCUUCGAGGCAGGAGCUAUGCCCAAGCUACAGAAGCUCAGUCUCUGGUUCGGGCCCCAUAAAUGGGGCGGCGCGACGCCGGUCGGCAUGCACAACCUGCAAGCGCUCCAGCAGAUCGACGUGCGUCUCUGGCCCAUGGGCAUCUUGACACGUGAGCAACGUGAACAAGUGCUCAAAGACGUCGAGUCCGCGUUCGGCGACGUCUCACGGGCGCACCCAGCACGUCCUACCGUUUCCGUCAGAGAGAGGUAGCACGUACUACUACUACGGUGGAUUUGUUUUCAUUUCCUUGGCUUGUUUCUGAUUUGUAUAUUAUCACCAAAAUAUGUGUUGAUUGCAACCCUGGCGAGUUCCAAUUCUGUCGGCCAAAACAAAAAUCGAGAACUUGUCCAAAACAGCUCUUUGUCAUGUUAGGUUACAAUGCAUUAUUAUUUGACUUCAAGGUGAAGCUACAAAACUCUCCCCUUUUCCAAUGCACGAAUCUCUGUCGCACGGGCAUGCGAGACAUAAGUUUGAUCUAGUGAGAAGUUUACCGUCUAGUUUAUAUGUGAGUACUGUGUAGUACGGCUAUGAAUGAAUUUCGGAUGUGAUUUUGGAAUGA
Messenger RNA from Brachypodium distachyon (stiff brome), 6407 nucleotides. RefSeq names its product disease resistance protein RPP13. Gene Ontology annotation, molecular function: ADP binding. NCBI's taxonomy places the organism in Eukaryota, Viridiplantae, Streptophyta, Magnoliopsida, Poales, Poaceae. The transcript has 5 exons. Bases 3281 to 6058 code for a protein of 925 amino acids. The record is from RefSeq and is a predicted model, not a curated record. Gene Ontology annotation, biological process: defense response to other organism.